AUGGGCCGCCGCCGCCUCUCGGCGUCCUCGUUGCCGGAUGCGGCUGGCGCCAUUCCGGAUCCAUUCCCUCCCGACCUGCCGUGGCCUUUCGGCCGCCUCGACGCCCUCAGCCAGGACGAGCUCCGGGAGUCCGCCUACGAGAUCUUCUUCUCCGCCUGCCGCUCAUCCUCAACUACUCCCGCUGGCACGCGCCCAUCUGCCGCCGCCGGAGGUCGGGCGGCAGGUGCCGCCGGUGGAGCAAAGAACAUGGCGGUGACGAGCCGCCUGAAGCGGGCGCUUGGCUUGCGCGCGAGGAAGGCGAGGCCCAUGGCGGGAGCGGGCGGCCGACCCAUGCCUUCAGCGGAGAUCAUGCGGCGCCAGAUGGGGGUCUCCGAGCAGACCGACGGCCGCCUCCGGAAGACCCUCUUGCGCUGCCUCGUCGGCCCCCAGAUGUCCAAGAAGGUGGAAUCUCUUCUACUUCCCUUGGAGCUCCUCCGCCACCUCAAACUCUCCGACUUCUCCGACGCCGGCGAGCACCGCGCGUGGCAGCUCCGCCAGCUCAAGGUCCUCGAGGCGGGGCUCGUCUCGCACCCCUCCGUGCCGCUCGACCGCGGCAACCCAGCGGCGUCCUCGCUCCGGGAGCUGCAGACGAGGCCCCUGCCCCUCGACGUGCGCGCCCUGUCGGCCGUCGCGAUGCCGCUGUCCUGGCGGUCAGUGGAUUCCUGCCGCUGGGCCGACGGCUACCCCCUCAACGUGCACCUCUACCUGUGCCUCCUCCGCGCCGUCUUCGACGCCCGGGACGAGACGGCGGUGCUGGACGAGGUUGACGAGCUGCUGGAGCUGAUCAGGAAGACGUGGAACGUGCUGGGGCUCAACAGGAUGGUCCACGACAUCUGCUUCACCUGGCUGCUCUUGGACAAGUACGUGGCCACCGGGCAGGUGGAGCCGGAUCUGCUGCGCGCGGUCCUGACGAUGCUCGAGCAAGUCAGCCACGACGCCGAGAAGCAGCAGGACGGCCUGCUGAUGGAGCCAUGGCACCUCAGGAUCUUUGCGGCGACGCUGGCGUCCAUGCAUUCGUGGGCGCAAGGCAAGCUGCUGGAUUACCACGAGGCGUUUGGUGUUGGUGACCAAGCAGCAGCAGCUGCCGCCGCAGGUUCCGAUAUGGAGAAGGUCGUGUCGCUCGCUGUCUUAGUGGCGAAGAUGCGAGGGGCGCUCGUCGUGGACGGCGAUCCGCUGCUUUCAGCUGGAGCUGGAGCUGGAGCUGGAGCAUCAUCAUUGUCUUCAGCUGCUGGUGAGCAGGUGGUGGAGCGGUAUAUCAAGUCGUCGGUGAGGCGUGCUUUCACCAGGCUGCACGAGACCGGCACCGCCGGGCAGAUGGACAGCAUGAUCGUGGAGGUGGAGGAGGACCCUUGCGAGACCCUGAUGUAUGUGGCGGCGCAGACCAAGGAGCUGGCGAGGUUGGAGAAAGAGGUGUACAGCCGCGUACUCCGGCAGUGGCACCCGUGCCCGGCGGCCGUGGCCGCCGCCACCCUCCAUGGCUGCUUCGGCGCUCUCAUGGAGCGGCACGUCUCCAGGAUUAUGGCCUGCGGCCUGAGCAGCGAGGCUGUGCGCGUCCUGCAGGCGGUCUCUAAGCUGGACAAGUCCCUUGUACAGAUGGCCGCCGAGGACGCCCGGCAGACGACGGAGAUAGCCGCCGCCAUGGCCCCCUACGACGUGGACGCCACCAUCUCGGGCCUGGUCAAGGGCUGGAUGGACGAGCGGCUGACCAUGGGGGCGGAGUGCGUGAGGAGGGCCCGAGACUCGGAGAGCUGGAACCCCAGGUCCAAGGCCGAGCCGUACGCGCAAUCCGCGGUGGACCUGAUGAAGCUGGCCAAGGUCACAGUGGAUGAGCUGCUGGAGAUGCUGCACACUAAUAUGGGGUGCAGAGAGGAGCUGCUGCAGCGCCUGGUCGACGGCAUCGAUCACCUGGUCCACCAGUACGCGCUGCUGCUCGUGGCCUCGUGCGGGUCGUCCAAGGAGAGCUACAUCCCUCCGCUGCCGCCGUUGACGCGGUGCAACCAGGACUCGAAGCUCUUGCAGUUCUGGAGGAGGGCGGCUCCGCCGUGCCAGGUCGGCGCCGACCCCGACAGCUGCGGCGGAGUCGUCGACAUCGCCAAGCCCAGGUCAAGGGGGGACCAGCAGCAGCAGCAGCAGCAGCAGCAGGCGGUGCGCCCCGCCACCAGCCGCGGCACGCAGCGCCUCUACGUCCGUCUCAACACCCUCCACUACCUGCUCGCCGUCCUCCAGUCCAUCGACAGGGCCCUCUCCUCGCAAUCGCACUCGCAGUCGCAGCGGCAUCGCCGCGCCCGGAGCUCCGCCUUCGACCACGCCCGCCCCGCCCUCAACGCAGCCUGCCACCACGUGUCCGAGCUCUCUGCCUGCCGCCUCGUCUUCCUCGACUCUGCCCACGUCCUCCACCGGGCGCUCUACCAGGGGGGAGUCUCCGACGCCCGCAUGCGGCCCGCGCUGCGCGUCCUCAAGCAGAGCCUCGCGUUCCUCGCCGGCGUCCUCAGCGAGCGGGCGCAGCCGCUGGCGGUGCGCGAGGUGAUGAAGGCCUCCGUGGAGGCCUUCCUAACGGUGGUCCUCGCCGGCGGCAGCGGCCGGGCCUUCAGCCGCGCGGAUUAUGGGGCUGUGGCGGACGACUUUGCGAGCUUGAAGCGCCUGUUCCGCAGCUUCGGGGUGCCGGAGGAGGCGGUCGAGAGGGAGGCGGCACAGGCGGAAGGGGUGCUGGCGCUCAUGGCUCUGUCCACGGAGAAGCUCAUCGACGAGUUCCUCGUCAGCCACUACGCCUCGACUCCGACAGCGCCUGCAGAUGAUGAGCUGCCGAUGGCGGUGCCACCCACGACGAGGCGUUGGAGCCGCUCCGACGCCAACACCCUUCUCCGCGUGCUGUGCUACCGGGACGACGAGGCAGCGAGCAGAUUCUUGAAGAAAGUCUUCGAUCUGCCCAAGAGAAGGUAGCCGUGCAUGCCUAAUUCAUAUAUAGGAUCCAAUCCAGUCGGAGGUGUAUGACUCAGGCGAUCGAGUACAUAGGUGAGGUAAGCCACGGCCCACGGGUGGGAGAGGAAAGCACCGUCUAUGCAUCGAUCGCAGACGGCCCCUGUAUAUAUUAUAUAUCACGGAAUACAUCAGCAUUCGUGCAUUUA
Molecule: messenger RNA, 3164 nt
Organism: Panicum virgatum (switchgrass)
Lineage: Eukaryota; Viridiplantae; Streptophyta; Magnoliopsida; Poales; Poaceae
Product: protein unc-13 homolog
Exons: 3
Coding region: 1-2979 (992 amino acids)
Source: RefSeq, a predicted model, not a curated record